This is a messenger RNA of Ceratosolen solmsi marchali, 756 nucleotides long. RefSeq lists its product as uncharacterized. Lineage: Eukaryota; Metazoa; Arthropoda; Insecta; Hymenoptera; Agaonidae. The transcript has 4 exons. The record is from RefSeq and is a predicted model, not a curated record. The coding region runs from base 42 to 731 and encodes 229 amino acids.
UCAGUUUCUGCUAAAACUGGCAACGUGCAUCAUAAUCGAGUAUGGCUUGGCUCCCAGCUAUCGCCAUUACAAGCUUUGGUUUCCUUGUUAUAAGCUCUGCUACGUGGAUCGAAAUUCCUCAGUUCUCGGAUCAACGUAAGAUCUACAAAGACCCAGUUUCUCAUGGAUUUGUUUUUAAAGAAUUUAACGAGCUAUUAACUAUAAACGAUGCAAAUGGCGAACUAACUACAACUAUAGAUUCAAUGGAACCUGAAAUAAUUUCAUUAUCAACAAAUUCAUCAAAUUCAUCGCAAUAUUUAAAUGAGCAUAUAGAUAAGGAACUCCUUCAUUAUCUGCCGAUUAAUCUUUUUAAACAAGUACAUAAAACACUCCAAUCUCAACCACCUACAUUGAAAGGAAAAAUACGGUUUUUAAAAGUCUUUGAACAUGCUUUAUUAAAUAAAAUAGGAACUCGCUUAAAUGCUGUUCUCACACCUUCGCGAAUUUCUAGAGAAACAAGAGACCACUACGACAUUGAUGAUCGUGAUGAAAAAAUAGGAUUCCCUUCUCUAGAAGGAGCAUUAAUGGCCAUUUCUUUUUUAACAUUUGCCGUUUAUUUAAUUAGAUUAGUUAUGAUGCUGUUUAAACAUGCUGGUACAAUUGGGAUUGCACCAAUUAUCAUUGGUAGAAAAAAAAGAUCAAACGAUGAUGUUAAUGAAGAAAGAAUUAGAAUUCUUAGUUAUUUGGAUUAAUAUUUAUUACAUUAUUAUUGAUAGA